AUGGACAUCACACCCAUUUUCAACCAGGUGCUGGUGAAGCACGAUGCACAGCCAGUCGAGCCCUACGUUUUCCGCGUUGAGGAUCUAGACGAGUUUCUGAAGGAAGCAUACCGCAUUGUAGGCCACGUUGCGCGUCGCAUAUCUGACAAGGAUAGCAAAUACCUCACGGAUGUUGAGCGCACUGAGAUUGACGCCUCUGCAAAGCAGUCUCUGCGCGAGCUGAACUAUGCGAUCAACACUCUCCGCGAUGCCGAACAGAUACGACAAACCACGCAGACGCAAGUUGCGUUGCGAAAGCGGGCAAAGCAGGGCCUAGGCGCAUUGGGACGAUGGGCAGCUGGCGGGGCUAUAACAGCGAAGAGCGUCGAAGAGGAGCUUGAGGAAGCCAAGGCAAACACAGUUCAAGCACAUCGAGAGAGCAUCAUCUGGUCACUGCAGAAUCAAUUAGAGGAAUGUGGCCGCUUUCAGAGCUCCAUGAUGGAGAUUAGGCUGAUGCGGGAGGUGGAGAAGAGCAAGAGCGUGCUGUACAAGACUAGAGCAUCAGGUCCGACAACGAACGACUACAGCGGUAUGAAUGGCAGCGCGGCGGGCUCAGCCGAUUACCGUGGAAAGACAAGCUACGCGCAAGAAGAGUCGAACGGUGCCAUCGAGCAGCAGCUUGACCCUGAGCAACUGCAGCUAUUCGCGCAGGAAAACCAGGACAUGCUGAAGGAAUACGAAGAUCAGCUGGACAAGUCCAGUGCAACCGAAAAGUCGCUGCUUGAGAUCUCGGAGCUGCAGACAACACUUGCAAACAACCUGAGCGUGCAGGCGGCGCACAUUGACCAGCUGGUGGAGGACUCGUUCAACACGACGGAUAACGUCGGCAGUGGAAAUAAGGAGCUCAAGCGGGCGACGGAGAGAAGGAGCACGGCACAGAUGGUAUUUUGGUCGACCAAGUUGACGGCAAGCGCUGUGGGGAUGGCGGCGGAAGAGACCCACCGUGUCGCAUCGAGUCAGGGGUGCUUCACAUGGUGGCAUGGCUUUCUUGAGCUUCUGACAGAGAUGCGCAGCAUACUCUCUCAAAUCUCUACACAACUCGCACCAAUGGCUGCCACCGCCUUCGACGCCAAUGUCGUCCCCCAGGCGCCCGAAGACCCGCUCUUCGGACUAAUGGCCGCCUACCGCCGCGACAACGACCCCAAGAAGGUCGACUUGGGCAUUGGAGCUUACCGAGACAACAACGCAAAGCCCUGGAUCCUGCCCGUAGUCAAGAAGGCGGACGAGAUCCUCCGCAACGACCCCGACCUGAACCACGAGUAUCUGCCCAUCGCCGGUCUUGCAGACUUCACAAGCGCCUCACAGAAGCUCGUCCUGGGUGGCGACAGCCCCGCCAUCAAGGAGAAGCGCGUACCAGCUUACAGACCAUCUCCGGGACCGGUGCCGUCCACCUGGGCGCCCUCUUCCUCGCAAAGUUCUACAAGAAAGGCUCCCAGCGCCUCGCCUACUUCUCCGACCCGACAUGGGCGAACCACUUCCAGAUCUUCUCCAACGUCGGCCUCGAGUACAAGACAUACCCAUACUUCUCCAAGCAGACCAAGGGUCUUGACUUUGAUGGCAUGAUUAGCUCGUUGCAGGACGCUCCCGAGGGCAGCAUCAUCCUGCUACAUGCCUGCGCACACAACCCCACCGGCGUUGACCCUACGCAAGACCAGUGGAAGAAGAUUGCCGAGGUGAUUAGGUCGAAGAAGCACUUCCCCUUCUUUGACACGGCAUACCAGGGUUUCGCCUCGGGUGACUUGGCCCGCGAUGGCUGGGCGAUCCGGUACUUCAUCGAGCAGGGCUUCGAGCUCUGCAUCGCCCAGUCGUACGCGAAGAACUUUGGCCUGUACGGCGAGCGUGCCGGCUGCUUCCACUUCGUCACCUCGCCCUCCUCCGAUGCCGAGACCACCGUCAAGCGCAUAGCCUCCCAGCUCGCCAUCCUCCAGCGCUCCGAGAUCUCGAACCCUCCCGCAUACGGCGCCCGCAUCGCCUCGACCGUCCUCAACGACCCCAAGCUGUUCGCCGAGUGGGAAGCAAACCUGAGGGAGAUGUCCGGUCGCAUCAAGGAGAUGCGCACCGCGCUCCGCAGCAAGCUCGAGGAGCUCGGCACACCAGGCACGUGGAACCACAUCACCGACCAGAUCGGUAUGUUUAGUUUCACGGGCUUGACUGAGCAGCAGGUCUUGAAGAUCCGCGAGGAUGCGCAUGUCUAUAUGACCAAGAACGGCCGCAUCUCCAUGGCGGGUCUCAACACCAACAACGUCGAAUACUUUGCCAAGGCAGUCGACAAGGUCGUCAGGGAGACCCAGUAGGUGGUAUAUGCUACUGCUGGAGAUGACUGUGACGAGUGACGAACAUAUGCGAGCGGAAUGAACAUGAACAUAUCACCACUCAUCGGGUGUUUCAGCUCAAUUCAGAGAGUGAAUACAAAUUGGACAUGAUUGUAACGUGUAUACUGACUUUAUGGCUAUGUACAUAUUCCAAACGCACCAUCUAUCACGCAACUAACGUCGCUAUCUAUACCGACCCCACCAAUUAACCCCAAAGAAAAAGCGAAAGACAGUGGGUAUACAACAAAUGCACUCUCCCCUUCACCAGCAAGAUAAA
Messenger RNA from Parastagonospora nodorum SN15, 2628 nucleotides. RefSeq lists its product as hypothetical. Bases 1 to 1602 code for a protein of 533 amino acids. The record is from RefSeq and is a predicted model, not a curated record. Gene Ontology annotation, biological process: amino acid metabolic process. NCBI's taxonomy places the organism in Eukaryota, Fungi, Ascomycota, Dothideomycetes, Pleosporales, Phaeosphaeriaceae. The transcript has 7 exons. Gene Ontology annotation, molecular function: transaminase activity.